This is a messenger RNA of Fulvia fulva, 807 nucleotides long. RefSeq lists its product as uncharacterized. The transcript has a single exon. NCBI's taxonomy places the organism in Eukaryota, Fungi, Ascomycota, Dothideomycetes, Mycosphaerellales, Mycosphaerellaceae. Bases 1 to 807 code for a protein of 268 amino acids. The record is from RefSeq and is a predicted model, not a curated record.
AUGGAAGCUACAGACACUUACAAGACACCAAGCAAAAGUUCUCAGUAUGCGGAUCUCGCGAAUGCCAUGAUCGAGCGCCGCAAGUCCGUGGCAUCAAAAGAGGUCAAGCUUACUUGGCAAGCAUACAAAGGGCAGCUGAAGCCAUUAAGAGACGGACUGAGCUUCAAGACCAAGUCAGACAUCCCCAACUAUAUCCUUCUGCUCGAGAACCUGAUCUCAGCGAUUGAGACGGGCAAGAGUACAGCAGAGACUCGGCUGCAGCUCUGGCAGCAGGAGACACAAAACACGCAGCCUCCAUCAGAAUCUUGGAAUGAUACAAGCCAGCUUCCAGAACCACUCAGAACGCAGCUUCUACGAAUGCAGGCGGAACACAAACAAGAGCAAACAGAAAUGCUGAAGCGCCUCCAGGACCUGGACCAGACCAUCACCACUCUACGUGUAGCAUUGGAACUGCCAAGGUCUUCGCCCUUGCGACGGUACACCGUGAUGGACUUGAAGUCACUCAACAGUAACUUCAGCACCAUCAUCCGUCUCCAUGGAGAAUACCACGAGAUUGCUUGUUGCUUCUGUGGCGCAAAUCAUUCAACGUCAAACUCGAGGCUCUUCAUGGGAUGGAAUGCCAUGAGAAAGCAUAUUCGCUCGAAGCAUGGGCUAACAGAGGGCAGCUUGAGCGAUGGUGAGCUGUUUGAUUGGUGCUCACGAAGGACUUUUGACGGCGAAGAUGUGAAACGUAUGCAGGUAGGGGAGCAGCCGCUUUCCGGGGCGAUCGUGACGAGGGAUGGGGACGGGACAGGAACUUUAUGGUGA